AUCUGUAUAUUUACACAGACCUGUUUACCAAACUCCUAGCUUAUUAUAAGCCUAAGCAUCUCGAGGCAUGCUCCAUUUACCAAACCAUGCAACCAGUGUUCCUUAAUUAUCUCGAGUAAUACACACGGAGAUCACUGCUUACACAGUCCAUAAUUUCAAUUAUCCGAUCAAACAAUACGAUUGCGAUCGAGCUAAUCGGAUAAAUAAUUCUAGGCAAAGGAUAAGAAUUCUUUAGUUGGAAGGAGGACAGCGUUCGCAGUUCAGUUUUAGGCAAAAUGUAACGAGUUCCGUCGACUUCUCUCAGUCUGGGUGGGGUAAGCCAUCGGCGAAUGGUCUUGGGAAGCGACUCGAGGGUAUUUUCAUCGCAACAGUACAACACGUGCACCCGGCCAGUGCACGCACAGUUCUCUUAGUUCUUACUCCGUCGAGUGUUCGCCGAAAUGCAACGCGAAUCGUCUUUUAAACAUUUCUAAGCAACGGAAACAGGAAGUGCGAUGGGAGUUAGCUGAUAUUGUCCGCGUGAUGGCAAUAUGGCCAACAUCAAGGUGGCAGUUCGAAUAAGACCGAUUUCUGCCAGGUUUUCUCUUCGCAGAGAGUCGAAUCUAACGGGGUCGGAGGUGGUCGUCCGCACGAACUCGAACGAGAUCUCGUUGACAAACCUGAAAGUCUCGUCGAGCAAGGCUGGGGACAGCCGCGAACGCACGCGGAAAUAUGGUUUCGAUUACUGCUUCGACUCGUCCAAACCGCAGGCGGAGAAUUUCGCAGACCAGGCCAAGAUUUAUCAGACUUUGGGAGAACCAGUCCUGGACGCCGUCUUCUCUGGAUACAAUGCCUGCCUGGUGGCUUAUGGACAGAGUGCUUCUGGGAAAACGUAUACCAUGAUGGGCACCAAGGAGGAUCCCGGUCUCACGCCGCGUCUCUGCGAGGGUUUGUUCGCCAGGAUCGAACAGCAGAACGAGAGCUAUCGCGUUUCCGUGAGUUACCUGGAGAUAUACAACGAGAGGGUGAGGGAUCUUUUGAAGUCGUCCUCGAGUGCCAGUGGAUUAAGGGUUCGCGAGCAUCCUCGACUCGGCCCUUACGUUCAAGGUUUAACCCAGCACGUGGUCCGCACGCUGGGGACGUUGAUGUCCUACGUCGAAGAGGGAACCAAGGCUCGUAAGACCGCGUCGACGUUGCAAAAUCCAAGCAGCAGUCGUAGCCACGCUUUAUUGACGAUAGCCGUCGCGACGGAGACGCAGGCCGUCGGCGCCUCGAAGAAGAACUCGGGACGGGGCGGUAGCAAAUUGCGACUGGUCGAUCUGGCGGGCAGCGAGAGCGCGGCCACGUGCAGCGGCGUUCAUCGACUGAAAGAGGGCGCGAAUAUAAACAAGAGUCUAGUAGCUCUAGGGAACGUGAUAUCGGCUCUCGCGGAGAGGGGCUCGACCGGAAGUGGUCCAGGGAGGAGGUUCAUCCCUUAUAGAGAUUCUUCGCUUACUUGGCUGUUGAAGGACGCACUUGGCGGAAAUGCCACUACCAUUAUGCUCGCCACAAUUUCGCCAGCGAGCGGAAGUUACAACGAGACCGCGCACACACUGCGCUUCGCUCAAAGAGCGCAGAGCGUGGUCAAUCGACCAGUGGUUAACGAGGAUCCUGUAGCGAGGAUCGUCCGUGAGUUAAGAGCCGAGGUGGACAGGCUCAAGUCGUUGCUACUCGAGAAGAAUAUAUCGGACAAGGCGCUGCUGUGCUGCUGUCAGAAUCAACCCACUGGAUCGAAUCAACUGUCAGAAGUGGCAUCUAGACAAUCAAUAGAACAAGAUCCGGAGUCUAACAAUGAAACCCAGAAGACAGAAUCGGUGCCGAAGAUAGAAAAAGAACGAAGCGUUGUCCCGUUGCGAAGAUCGAAUUCCAGUGACAGCGGAACCGCGCGCGAGGUCGACACGAUAAAGAAAUUCGGUUCCUUGGAAUUCGUAGCUGGCGAACGUUUCAGUUACAGUAGAGCCAAAGUGACUGAGCUGAACGAAGAAGAGGACGAAAUCAAUGAAAUCCAUGAAUCCGUGUUCGUCGAUAUCCCAACGUUAGUCGCCGUUUUAAUAAAACCGGACGACGAUCUCCAGGAGUCUAGCGCGCAGAUCGAGGAAAUCUGCUCGGACGAGGUUAACGAGGAACCGAUUGAAUUCAUCGAAAGGGUCAACGAAGCUUUUGAGGGAUCUGAGAAACAGGACAGCAUCGAACCUGAUGACUCGGUGAAUUCGUGCCACACGUCCGAAGCCGAGAUCUACACGAGGUCAAGGGCGAAGCCAAAAUUUCGCAAGCAGGACUCGGUGGAUGUGUUACCAGUUUCUCUGUUAUCGAAUCUGCACACUUCGAAGAAGUUCGGUUCGGUGGAGACGAUCCAAAAGAAGAGAGAGCCUCUGUUCCCUUUAGAGAGAUCGCAUACGAACUUAGAGAAGCGUUGCACAAUUCCUGAUCGUGUAAAAAAGCUGAACAACAUCCGAGAGAUCGACGAUCAGAUCUCGAACAGAAGCUGGGGCAUAGAUCAGCUGCAGAGGAAAGGCAGCAACGAUUCUGACAAGAGUUUAAAGGAUCAAGGCUCGAAGUCAAAGAGUCAUGCGAGGAAGCCUAGUUUAGAGACUCUCAAGAGAAAGACCAGUAAAGAUAGUAGUUCUAGCAGCUCGAAGGACGAACAGAUCCUUAUUUCGAGCUUGGCCCGCGACAAACUGUUGCGCAGGAAGAGCUCUCUGGAGGGAGAGUCGUCGUUAAAGAAUCACACGCCUAUUCAGAGAGCGAAACGAGCGGAAAUCGUGGCCGCUGUGACGGAAAGGUUGUACGCAAGCCGGAAGCACUCGGAGGACCCCUCCGAGAUGCGUUCCCCGCCAGAGUCCACCGCCGACAUCAAGUCUGUUACUAGAAUGAAGCUGCAGGAGAUCUCGAGGAAAAUGCUGGGCAAACGAAGGAGAGUCUGCGUGGACACUCAGACCGAAUGUUUCACCGUUCGGAUGAAGGACACCGCGUCCUUAACGGAAACGCCCGAAGUAAUUUUGCAAGACGUGGGAGUGCUGACGGAUCAUCAUGAGUUUUGCGAGUACUCGAAUAAAAGGACGCCGGUGUUGAGAAUGAAGGAAAUCUCUACUCUGACUGAUAAACCGAAGACGAACAUCGUCAGGUGCAAAGACGCGGCUAGCUUGGCGAACGACCUCGAGGAGUUUGAUUACGAGAUCCAUUCGCCGCGGAAUGAUUCUGGGAUUUUAUCGGACGACGCUCAGAAUUAUGCGGAGAGUAACUUAAGCAGCACCGAGGUGUCGGAUCUCCACGAGGCUGAUAGAAGAGUAUUAUAUGCGGAAAGUUCGACGAAUACGAGCAUGUUCUCUUCGUGUCGAAGUUUUGCUGUUCAGACGCCGCCGCGACCGGAAGCCUUUGAUCGGAGAACCGUAUCGGAGAUGCGAUCCGAGAAUAAAGGAUGCACCAGGCAGUGCUGCGUUCAGCAAAACGAAACGGGCAAUCCUGAGAAGAGUGUGAUUUCUAUACGAUUGCCAGACACCAUCAGUAUCACUAUUGAGAGCUCGAAUACGUUGGAGUCUAGGAUUACAGUGGAUAACGAUGAUGCGCAGCAAAAGAUGAAGCCAUUGAUUAAAGAUGAAAAAAUUCAAACGGAGUGGGAGGAGGCUUGUCGUCCAACGGAAUCUAUACAGAGUCAAACCGAUAGUAAGGUCUUCAGGAUAGAGAACAUCUUUCAGGAUCCUAACAAUGCGAUCAAGAAUUCGCGGGUCGAGAGGUCCAGGGCCAGGAAUUCCAUUACUUUUAGGAAUUCCCUGGGGACGUCGUACGUGUGCCAGGCGAAGGAGACUUCGGAAGGAUACCAGGAUGAAGGAUUUAUCAGGGACGGAUUAAUUACGGAGACGUUUAUCAAUCGAAAACGCGGUCUGCGACCCAGCUCAGUCGUUUACCAAGAUCCUUUGAGGAAUUGGCAGGUCCCUGUUUCAUUUUCAACCAAAAUUAAUCCUAUUAAUUAUGAACAAAUCGUCCCGUCGUUCAGGGAACUAGAAAUCAAUGAAAAUUCAGGAGACUCAGGACUCUCGCUUGGAGUCACAGGAAAUCUGCAUGGAUUCACGAACACGUUCCAAGAGGAUUCCGAUUUAAAAGACGAUGAAACGGACAUACCGUCUGCUAGCAUGGAUCAUGAUCAUGCCUUUUCGGAUGACAGUCUGGAUUACAAUGAAUAUAACGUUGAUAACGAAUCGGUGAUCCCGAAGAUGAAGCAGAUGAUGGACAAACGCGAUAAUUUCUGUCCACCCGACGUAGUGGCGCAUACCAAAAAGGAUUGUCCAAAAUCUUCGGAGAACGAUGAGUCUGUUAACUGCGAUUUCGAGGAUGUGCAAAUAGAAUUUCCAAAAAAGAAACCUACAGAGGACUGUACUCAGAUACACGAUUACAAAUCUUUGAUUCUGGGUGUACAAAAACUCGAGGCUUCUUACAAGUCUGCAGAAAUCGAUGAUACACUUGAUACCAGUUCAAAUCACGCAAAGAGUUCUGAUAAGAAAAAAGUGUCAUUUUCUAAUAUAUCAGAGAAUCUUAGUAACUCGAAACGUGAUUCGAAACCAAUUCUGAAAUCGAUCAUCAAAAAGAGAAGAAAGAAAUUGGCAGAACCUGUUCAAUCUUCCAAUGAUGAGACAGAUGAUUCUCAAAACGAAGACAGAACCGGUCUGGCGUCAGAAGAUUCAAGAGAAGAGCCACAAUGUAGCUCCGAAAGAAUCAGAGAUUCUAUAGAGUCAAUUGAGGCGAGCACAGAUAAUCGCAAGAAGGUGAAGUUCUCAAUGGAAGAGUUGGAAGACGAGUGGAGCUCGGAGGAGGACGACGACGAAAUAAGAACAGACGUCUUCGAGGAGUAUCUGAGCGAGGCUGUGACCUUCAUGCGAAAUCUGAACUCCAUCAGUGAGUACGUGAACGGAAGGAAGAGCGAUAGGUACGUUACGUCGUCGAGUCGCGCACGUGGCAAUCGGAGGGCGCGACGAAGAAGCUGGAAUCGCGAUUACCUGGAAUACGCGAGUCGAAAGGUGAAUUCCAAGGAAGUGACUAACCAUCCAGAAGUGGACGAUGAUUUCGUGACUUCGACGGAGUCGUACGAGAGAUGUCUGAAAGGUAUUCAGAGGCUGGAGGACUGCAUUCGAAGGGUCGACAGGCAUAACGAACUGCUUAAAGAAAAGUACGGCAUCGACUGCGAAUCUGCUGGCGCUAGACUGGGUCUAGCGAGUCCUAGCAUGGAUCCUCGCGUGCCAAUCUCGAAUGAUUUCGAAUCGUUCGAUCGGACGGAAUUUGCGAAGCAGAAGGAGGACGAUGAUUUGGAGAAGAAGAUCUUUACUCAGUUGAUGAACGUCGCCAAUUCCAUCUGCCAACGAAAUUCCAAUCCUCGAUCGAAUUUAUCGGACGGUGGAUCGAAAUUUCGUGAGAAACGUAAUUACGUCAAGGAACUGUUUGAUGGAGAUAUUACAGGGAGUAUUAACUUAGAGACUUCUGGCGAUGAUCAAGAGUUUGAAACUUAUGAAGUAACAGGAAAUCUGUCCUUUGGGAAGACCCUGGACGACUUUGAAUCCACGUUGGAAGACGAUUUCUUACCCCUAAGCAGAGCGAAUCCUUCCUCGCCGUGGUCAGAUUCGACUCUCGAUGAUUACAUACGUAAUUUCGAUUCUGAAGCAAUCGAUAAAAGAACUACUGGCUACGUCGUUUCACCAAAGAGAACCGGACAAGCAAGCCAUCAUUUGCAGGAAACGGAUGAUCAACGAAAAAUCAAUGGCUGCAAAUGCUCGUGUUCGAAAGAUCAUUCGAGCGUCGAAACCGCGCAGCUACUUGAAAAACUCAGAUACCCCGGCAGCCCGAGAGCAAAAUUUUUAGAAUUGCUUCGAGAGAGGCGGAGAAUCGUCGAGUGCAGCCGUGGUGGCACUUGAACUUGUAAAAUUGUAUUUUUCUAUCGGAGCACACCUUUGUACAUAAUAGAGUUGAGAAUUUUUGUAACUUAUCACGUGACACUUAUCUUCUGUGAGUGCAAUAAAGUACUUUCGUUAAA
Messenger RNA from Ceratina calcarata, 6037 nucleotides. RefSeq names its product centromere-associated protein E. The transcript is spliced from 9 exons. Bases 531 to 5918 code for a protein of 1795 amino acids. The record is from RefSeq and is a predicted model, not a curated record. Gene Ontology annotation, molecular function: microtubule motor activity; microtubule binding; ATP binding. Lineage: Eukaryota; Metazoa; Arthropoda; Insecta; Hymenoptera; Apidae. Gene Ontology annotation, biological process: microtubule-based movement.